Girardinichthys multiradiatus is the source of this 2043-nucleotide messenger RNA. RefSeq names its product synaptotagmin XIX (gene syt19). Gene Ontology annotation, cellular component: axon; synapse. Gene Ontology annotation, molecular function: calcium ion binding; calcium-dependent phospholipid binding; SNARE binding. Gene Ontology annotation, biological process: regulation of calcium ion-dependent exocytosis; cellular response to calcium ion; regulation of dopamine secretion. Lineage: Eukaryota; Metazoa; Chordata; Actinopteri; Cyprinodontiformes; Goodeidae. The record is from RefSeq and is a predicted model, not a curated record. The transcript has 9 exons. The coding region runs from base 146 to 1417 and encodes 423 amino acids.
CUUACAGGGAGCUUCUUUUGUUUCUCUGACAACUGAAUGACUUUAAAUCAGGAUUUACAGCAUGGAAAUAAGAUUUUUUGGAAGAAAGGAAGCGAGAAUAUGUAAAGUUUAGCAGAGCACAUAGAGGUCACAUGGAUGCAGAGACAUGUUGACCUUUGUGGAGGUUCCAGCCAAUGUGAGGCUGCUUUCAACCAGCAGAGAGCUCAGGAUACCCUUCUCAGAAGCAGUCAAGUACUGCAUUCUGGGAAUCUCCAUCCUUCUGCUCCUCGUGGCAGUGGGAAUCUUGAUCUGGCAGAUCUUCAGAUGCUUCUUUCAGACACACACUUCAUACUCCCAUCAGGACACAGUGAACAGUGAUCUGUUAUAUUCAGAGGAAAAACCAUCGACUGCAGAAAGCUACUCAGUUCCUACAAGCACUAAGGUGGAGGAUGUGAGUUCUGAAGCUCGCAGACUGAGUCGCUGUUUGUCCCAAGCAUCAUUUCCGGCAGAAUCCAGCCACGCAGAGGGCGACAUGCGAGAGCACAAAACCAUUAAGAAGGUUCAUGGCUCGCUGCGUUUCUCCGUCUACUACGAUCAGCUGCAGGCAUGUCUGGUGGUCACCGUGUUGCAGGUGGAGGGGCUGGUGGACAGCAGCCAGAUCUCAGGCCUGAAGCCGUUUGUGAAGAUACGCCUCAUGUUGGCUGGACCAAAAGGAACAGAAGUGGAAGGAUUAAAAGAACAGGAGGGUCAAACGACACCACCUGUGCUGUGGACAGUGAUGCAGGAGUGGCGCACCCGCGUUGUGAAAGGCAGCUGUAGCCCUUUAUAUGGAGACCAGUUUAGCUGCAUUCUGCAAGAGGACAAGGACCUGCUUCAUCGCAUCACCCUUAGGAUGGAGGUGAGGGAUUUUGAUAGGUUCUCCAGAAACACAGUGCUAGGAGAGAUCAGGGUUCCUCUGGGUCAGCUAAACAUCACCUACCCUCUGGAGCUACAAAAAGAUCUGCAGACACCCCAGAAGGAUCUCGUUGGAGAAGUACUGCUGUCAUUAAAGUAUCUUCCAACUUCUCAGAGGCUCGAGAUCGCCCUGUUGAAGGUCAGAACCGCCCUCACUGAGACAUCCUCUGCUGCAGUCCUGUAUGCCAGGAUCAGCAUUCAAUGCAAUCAGAGCAAGCUGAGGUACCAGAAGACCUCUGCUGUCCCCCGCUGCCCUGUGACUGUCUUCAAUGAGGUCCUCAUGUUCUCCCUGCCAGACUUUCCUCUGGAGCAGUCUAAAAUCUUAGUCUCAGUGUAUGAGACGCAGUCAACAGGGAGAUCGACCAAAUGUCUGCUUGGACAGCUUAGUGUAGGGAAGGACAGAAGCUCAGAAGAUGAGCAUUGGACCUUGAUGGUGCGCUCCAUCCGGCAGCCUGUAGCAAUGUGGCAUGGCCUGCUGCUUUAAGCUGCAGUUCAGAAACAUCUACAGAUGAACUUUACUGGUGUUGGACUCAGAUAACAUUCAGCUUCCAGCUGAGGCACUCGUGCAGCAGGCACCUGCUCAUCUAAUCAGUGGGAAUACUUUUCCAUCUCCAUAACUACACAUAUAUUUAGAUUUAUUGUAAUGAAAACACUCUAUAUCAUUUUUCCUGGGUGAUCUCAUUCACUGUCUCAACUUAUUUUUUAUCUGACAAUCUUCUUAUUAUUGAAAUUUCUGAGGAAUAUUUAAUCACUUUACACAUUUAACAACUUAGCAUUAAAUGUUUUUUUUUAUUUUCUCUAAAAUUGCAUGUAUUGUUUGUUUCAUGAAUUCAUGUAUUAGAUGCUUGUUAAAUACCACUACCUAUCUAACCACUGAAAAAAUGUGUUUAUUUGUUGAUAUGUUAAUAUACUUUACUGAUUACACUGCUUUGACAAAUAAAACUUUGCAUCACAUCUAGUAAAUUCAUUUCUAAAUACAGUACAUCAAAUAUUCAGUUUUGAAAUAUCUUGUAUAUAAACUAUUAGUAUUAGCAAAAUGAUUUAUCUGUAAACAGCUAGAAAUAAAUGUUAUGCAAACAAUAAAACUGCUGCAUUGUUUAAAAUUUAAAA